Zea mays is the source of this 1654-nucleotide messenger RNA. Its product is annotated as oil yellow 1. Gene Ontology annotation, molecular function: magnesium chelatase activity; ATP hydrolysis activity; ATP binding. NCBI's taxonomy places the organism in Eukaryota, Viridiplantae, Streptophyta, Magnoliopsida, Poales, Poaceae. Gene Ontology annotation, biological process: chlorophyll biosynthetic process. Gene Ontology annotation, cellular component: chloroplast stroma. The record is from RefSeq and is a predicted model, not a curated record. The transcript is spliced from 2 exons. Bases 161 to 1540 code for a protein of 459 amino acids.
CCAUCAACAACGAUUGCUUGCUGCCGACUGCCAAGCGGGGCCGGUCAAUCCAGAAGUUGGCAGCCUCCAAUCGCAGCAUCCCUCCGAGAUCGCUGCCCCGUCCCCCUCCCCCGGCUUAUCCCCUAUCCCCUCCUCCCCCGCUCCUUCCACACAAACCUCCAUGCCCCUUCUUCCUCUCCUCCCCGUCAUGGCUUCCACCUUCUCCCCCACUUCCGCCGCGAGGGCCCUCCUCCCGGGCUCCACCUCCCGCCCACUCUUCCUCGCCGCUUCAGCUUCCUCAGGUAACCGUCAUCUCACAUUUCCCUCCCCCUACUCACUCUGUUUCCCAGCUCGCUCAUCAGCGAGCGCCGAAUCCAACACCCCCCCUUACCGCCCCCCCGGUACACUCGCAGGGCGCAUUCAACCAUCCAGGAAGGGACUGGACUUCCGCCGCGGCCGAUUCACCGUCUGCAAUGUCGCCGCUCCCACCGCCGCCGAACAGGAGGCGACGGCGUCGGCCGCGAAGGAGACCCAGCGCCCCGUGUACCCGUUCGCGGCCAUCGUGGGGCAGGACGAGAUGAAGCUCUGCCUGCUGCUCAACGUCAUCGACCCCAAGAUCGGCGGCGUCAUGAUCAUGGGCGACAGGGGCACGGGGAAGUCCACCACCGUCCGCUCCCUCGUCGACCUGCUCCCGGACAUCCGCGUCGUCGUCGGCGACCCCUUCAACUCCGACCCGGACGACCCCGAGGUCAUGGGCCCCGAGGUCCGCCAGCGGGUCCUGCAGGGGGACACCGGCCUCCCCGUCACCACCGCCAAGAUCACCAUGGUCGACCUGCCCCUCGGCGCCACCGAGGACCGCGUCUGCGGCACCAUUGACAUCGAGAAGGCGCUCACCGAGGGCGUCAAGGCGUUCGAGCCCGGCCUGCUCGCCAAGGCCAACAGGGGCAUACUGUACGUCGACGAGGUCAACCUGCUGGACGACCACCUCGUCGACGUGCUGCUGGAUUCCGCUGCGUCGGGGUGGAACACGGUGGAGAGGGAGGGUAUCUCCAUAUCCCACCCUGCUCGCUUCAUCCUCAUCGGCUCUGGUAACCCGGAGGAAGGGGAGCUCAGGCCCCAGCUGCUGGACCGGUUCGGGAUGCACGCGCAGGUUGGUACCGUCAGGGACGCCGAGCUCAGGGUGAAGAUCGUGGAGGAGAGGGCUCGUUUCGACAGGGAUCCGAAGACGUUCCGUGAGUCGUAUCAUGACGAGCAGGAGAAGCUCCAGCAGCAGAUAUCAUCUGCACGGAGUAACCUUGGCGCUGUGCAGAUUGACCAUGACCUCCGUGUCAAGAUAUCCAAGGUGUGCUCUGAGUUGAACGUUGAUGGACUCAGAGGUGACAUUGUGACUAACAGGGCUGCCAAGGCGCUGGCUGCGUUGAAAGGAAGGGACAGCGUCACCGUGGAGGACAUUGCUACUGUCAUUCCAAACUGCUUGAGGCAUCGGCUCCGCAAGGAUCCGCUUGAAUCCAUUGACUCGGGUUUACUUGUCAUUGAGAAGUUUUAUGAAGUCUUUAGCUAGAUUGUUCUUGAGGUAAAUGUUCCUUAGUCACAAUUUUUGGCGGGAACCCUCUUGUUCUGUUACUUUCAUAAUGUUCUGCUGUUUAAUAAUAUCUGGAGCUUGAAUUGGUAUCAA